AUGGCUACAGUAACAUGUUGUACAUGUAAAUUAACAUGUAAUUUGGACGAUAUUUCCAAGCAUUUGUCGUCUACAAGACAUAAACAAGUUCAGUACGAUCCUUUGGAAGAAAUCAUCGAAUGUGAAGAAUGUGACGAUACUAAUAUCCAUCAAUUACAAAUACUUAGAUUUGGUUUGAAUGAUAUGACAUUAUUAUGUCAAGCAUGUUUAAAUAAAGAAGAUAAACCUUCCAUUCAAUAUUCAUUAUCAAAUGGUUCACUUUUUAAGAAAAUCGAACAGUAUUUCACCUUCAGAGAUUUAGAAUGUAAAAUUUGUGCAAAUGACAAGAGAUUAUCAAUAACUAAAGAAAAUGGUGAAAAUUUAGUAGUGUGUAAUAAUUGUAAACCAGGUUACCAAGAGAAAUUUCCAAAUGCUAAGUUUGUUAGUGAAGAUGACGAUUAUUUCUUAUCGGAGUUAUUUGGGUUGACGGAGUUCAAGCCAAAUGGUAAGUUCAAAUCAAAGAAAAGAGGAAAGAGAGCUGUCAGAGGUGGUAAAAGGAAACCAAAGGUUGUAAGUGCUCAAAAACAGAAGGAAGCUGACGAAAGAAGAGAUUAUUAUUUCAGUAAGUUGGCUCAGUCAAAGGAAUUGAAGAGUGGUACCACUGUCAAGGCUGUAGGAUAUGAGGAACCAAAAUCUUCCAGGACUAAUAAUUCAAGCACAAAAGGUUCUAAGCCAACAGGAAAGGGAGCUUUCAAGGGACCGUCAUCAAAAUCAGGACCAUCCAACAACGGAGGAAGAAAAUCAAAUUUCAAUACCCCGAGUCCCUCUCCUAGAGCCUCCAAACCAAAUAGUGCUAAACAAUCAAGAUCGACAACCCCAAUACCUAAAGGAAAACCUUCAAGCUUACCUACCAAACCAGAAAGGCAAAUUCCAAGUAGCUUACCAAGCAAGCCGGAGACAAAUAACAAACCUUCCAAUAAGGGAAAGGCUGGUAAACCAACAGAAGAACAAUCAAGUAAGAAUGGGAACAAGGUGCCAUUGGGAAAAAAGGGCGAUAAUAAAAAGAAGGAGAAGUCUGAAAAGGUCGGUAGUGUUCAAGAAAACAAACCUAAAAAGGAAUCAGCUAAAAACGGUAACAAAGAAAAGAAUACCAAAGAACUGAAACCCGAGCCUAAGAAGGUGAAGAACGAUAAAUUAGAUUCCAAGAAGGACCAAGGUCAUUCAAAGAAAGAUCAAGGGGACGCCAAAAAAGAUUCAAAGGGUAAGUUGAAAGGAGCUAAGGUAGCUGAUGUUAAACAGAAUGGAGCCAAGGGUAAAGACACAAAAUCUAAAGAUACUAAAAGCAAACAAACGAAUAAAGUCUUACCUUCAGAUGAAUCUAAAACAAAAGACAAGACCAUGGAGUCUGAGCAAAAGCCUAUAGUGUUACCCCCUGGCAUCUCCAAAUAUACUCCUUCCAAAGAACCACCUUUGUCAUACGAUUCAAUGGAAAAAUACUUCCAAGAAAUGAGUUAUAACUUAUUCCUUGAAGAGAAAUUGAGUAUGUCAUCAUCAAACAAUGCUUAUAUUGAUAGCACUGAACUGGUUUUAUUGUGGUAUGAAGAUCAAGAUAAGAAGAAUAAGCAGUAUAAAUUGGAAAUCAAAUUGACUCAAGAAUUCAAAAACAAGUUCUUGAGGAAAAGCAUUCAAAAAUUCAGAAAGGAGCCAUUUUCAGCCGAUCAGACCAUGUUUUUGAUCUUGAACGAUGAGAUAGCUUGGUAUGGUAAGAUCGUUUUAUGUGAAAUAAUCAAAGUUGGUAGAGGUAGAGUUAAGGAAGAGGUUUUGGAAGUCAUUAUAGAGAAUUUCGAUUGGAACUAUCAAAAAUUACCAACCAAUGUCAACGUCAAGCAUUUGAAGAUUUUACCAGCAUCGAUUCCUGUUUCAAGAGUAUUCUUGGCCAUGUCUAGAAUCGAAAAUCCUAAAUUUAUAAAAAUGUUGUUGGGUAAAGAACCUAUUAGACAUAUUGAUUUCAAGAACUAUGUCAAAUUCUCAGAUCCUAACAAAUUCAAUGAAUCACAGAAAGUCGCUUUACAAUCAGUGUUGAAUAAUCCUAUCACAGUCUUACAAGGUCCCCCAGGUACGGGUAAGACAUCUACCAUCCAUGAAAUCAUUUUACAAUUAUUAAAUAAUUUGAACACUUACCCAAUUUUGGUGGUGGCAGCUUCGAAUAUUGCUAUUGAUAACAUUGCUGAGAAGUUGAUCGGUACCCACGAAAGAUCUUUGUUAAGAAUUGUUGCCAAUGAAAAAGAACUGGAUUAUAAUAGAUCUCAUCCUUUAAACCCAAUAUGUUUACAUCACAAAAUGCAUGAAAUGUUACCACAAGGUAUGAAAGAUGAUCUCAUUAAAUUGAGAACAUCACGGUCUAACGAGGUUAGUGUCAAUCAGUAUAAGAAGAUCAGAAGUAAGCAGGUAGAAUUAUCUAAUUUAUUGAUCGCUCAAGCAAGAGUGAUUUUUACUACCACUGUUGUUGCUGGUGGAAAUCAAUUGAAAUCAGUGAAAAAAUUCCCAGUUGUUAUAAUGGAUGAAUCCACACAAAGUUCUGAACCAAUCACCUUAAUACCUUUAUCAAUGCCAGGAGUUGAAAAGUUCGUGUUCGUUGGGGAUCAAAAUCAAUUGAGUAGUUUCACUCAAGUUCCUAAUUUAUCAUUAUCACUUUUUGAAAGGGUGCUUAUCAAUGGAACAUACAAGAAAGCUCAUAUGUUGGAUACUCAAUAUAGAAUGCAUCCAAUGAUUAGUGAAUUCCCAAGAACCAAAUUCUAUGGAGGUUUAUUAAAGGAUGGUAUCACUGAGGAACAAAGAUUUAUUCCAUCUAUAACUAAACCAGUAACAUUCUGGGACACCAAAGGUAAAUUUAAUGAAGAAAGAGUAAGAAUCAGAAUGAGAGAAGAUAAUGGAUAUACUUAUGCCAAUCUGGGAGAAAUCAAAUAUAUCAUAGAGGUAUUAACAGAUUUGAUUUUCAGUAAAAAGAUAGAAAAGAAAGAUAUCGGUAUUAUUACUCCAUAUAGAGGACAAAGAGAUUUGAUUUCCCAUGAAUUACUGAAAAACGAUUUGAUAAAUCCUACCAAAGAAGAAAUUAAAGUCGAAGUUGAUAGGGAUGAUAUCUAUAAUGAAUCAAAACCUUUAACCAUUCACACUGUUUCAGAUAUUAUGAUUGCUUCCAUUGAUGCUUUCCAAGGUAGAGAGAAGAACUUCAUCUUAUUCUCGUGUGUCAGAAGUAAUAAAGAUAACAAGAUUGGAUUCUUAAAUGAUGCCAGGAGAUUAAAUGUUGCCUUAACAAGAGCUAAAUAUGGUUUGAUUAUGAUUGGAGAUUAUCAAUGUUUGGUCAAUGAUGGUUUAUGGAAAGAAUUCUUAGAUCAUUUACUGACAAAAGAGUUGAUCAACAAUGAAGAAUCGUUUGUUUAUUAA
Yamadazyma jaroonii is the source of this 3423-nucleotide messenger RNA. The record is from the annotation of a GenBank genome assembly. NCBI's taxonomy places the organism in Eukaryota, Fungi, Ascomycota, Pichiomycetes, Serinales, Debaryomycetaceae.